CCACGAGGCGGAAGCCGACUCUACGCGGCUCCAGACGCGCCUCUCUUCCUCUCCCUCAUCUCGCUGGUUAGCCUGGGGAAAAGGGCCCGCCUCCUGGCCCAUAAGGCCCUGGCUCAGAAGUCUCACUUUCUCUUCCUGUUUCCCGUCAUGGCGCAGGAUCAAGGGGAGAAGGAGAACCCCAUGCGGGAACUUCGCAUCCGCAAGCUCUGCCUCAACAUCUGCGUGGGGGAGAGUGGAGACAGGCUGACCCGGGCAGCCAAGGUGCUGGAGCAGCUCACAGGCCAGACCCCUGUGUUCUCCAAAGCUAGAUACACCGUCAGAUCCUUUGGCAUCAGAAGAAAUGAAAAAAUUGCUGUCCAUUGCACAGUCCGUGGGGCCAAGGCAGAAGAAAUCCUGGAGAAAGGUCUGAAGGUGCGAGAGUAUGAGUUAAGAAAAAAUAACUUCUCAGAUACUGGAAACUUUGGCUUUGGGAUCCAAGAACACAUCGAUCUGGGGAUCAAAUAUGACCCAAGCAUUGGUAUCUACGGCCUGGACUUCUAUGUGGUGCUGGGUAGGCCAGGUUUCAGCAUCGCAGACAAGAAGCGCAGGACAGGCUGCAUUGGGGCCAAACACAGAAUCAGCAAAGAGGAGGCCAUGCGCUGGUUCCAGCAGAAGUAUGAUGGGAUCAUCCUUCCUGGCAAAUAAAUUCCCGUUUCUAUCCAAAAGGCUAAUAAAAAGUUUUCAGUGAAAUGUACAA
Messenger RNA from Balaenoptera acutorostrata (minke whale), 736 nucleotides. It is a transcript of the gene RPL11, whose product is annotated as ribosomal protein L11. Gene Ontology annotation, cellular component: ribosome; cytosolic large ribosomal subunit. Gene Ontology annotation, molecular function: RNA binding; structural constituent of ribosome. The record is from RefSeq and is a predicted model, not a curated record. The coding region runs from base 148 to 684 and encodes 178 amino acids. Lineage: Eukaryota; Metazoa; Chordata; Mammalia; Artiodactyla; Balaenopteridae. The transcript has 6 exons. Gene Ontology annotation, biological process: translation.